AUGUAUUCUCCUCACAUGUCUUCCACCAAUCCCAGAAAAAGAGCUGCACCGGGAGCCUCGUCUACGAUUCAAACACCACAAAUGCAACAAACAUAUAAUGCAGGUACCCAGUUACCUAGUGCCGAAUUCUUGCGCUGGAAUCAAAACUCUGAUCCUCAAAAUUUCGCAGAUCCAACCACGAGCAAUUAUAUGAAUAUGUUUGGAGCAAAUCCCGGUCUACCGCAAACGACCACCGGUUUUGAUCAUUCCAUUGCCGCGCAAACUCACUCGACGCAAUUGGCUCGUCGACCGAAUGUGAAUAACAAUCGCCAACUUGUUGCGCCGCGGACGUACGACGGUUCGGGUGAUGCUUGGGGAGCUUUUGACGAUUCGAUGAUGGAUUUACAGAAUGGGCAUGGGGUGAAUGGGGAAAAUGAUGAUAUUGAAGCUCUGGAGGAAAAAGCGGCUAUUGCGAAAAGAGAUGCUCAGUCAAAGAGAAAACAGAUCCCACCAUUUGUGCAGAAGCUAAGCAGCUUUCUUGACGAAUCGAAGAACACGGAACUCAUACGAUGGUCGGAUCGAGGUGAUUCGUUUGUGGUGCUGGAUGAGGAUGAGUUUGCGAAGACGUUGAUUCCGGAAUUGUUUAAGCAUAAUAAUUAUGCCUCUUUCGUGCGACAACUUAACAUGUAUGGUUUCCAUAAGAGAGUAGGACUUUCCGACAAUUCGAUGAAGGCUAGUGAGAGGAAGAAUAAGAGCCCGAGUGAAUAUUACAAUCCUUACUUCAAGCGUGGACAUCCAAAUCUUCUAUGGCUCAUUAAUAAACCGAAGGGGGGAACGAAUAAGAUUCGUAAGGAGGGAGGACCUAGAAGAGGGAAAGUUGAGGAGAUGGGAGAUGGAGAUAGUGAUGAUGAGGCGAGAGACAUUGAAGAAUUUGGUCAAAAUAACUAUACCAACAAUGCAGCCACGAAUCGAGCGAUAUCAGCCGCGCCAGAGUCUGGACCAUUACAACGACGAGAAAUUGCAGUUGUGCAGGGUCAAAUCUCUGAUAUUCAAAAACAACAAAACACCAUCUCACAAGCUAUUGCACGCCUGAGAAAGGAUCACAAUCAGCUCUAUCAACAAGCCAUGGCUUUUCAAAAUCUUCAUGAACGUCAUGAGAGUUCGAUCAAUGCCAUCCUCACCUUUCUUGCUACGGUCUACAACAGAAGUUUGGACGGACAGGGAGCUGAAAAUAUUACUCGGAUGUUUCAAACUGGGUUGAAUCAACAAGGUCCACAUCCACAACAAGGCAAUGUUGUGGAUAUUGGUGACCUUGGAACUCCUCAGCAGCAACCAGCAGCUGGAAGUGUUAGUCCGGUUGUUCGUAAAACACAAAAGUUAUUGACAGCAGGACCACCGGAACGAGAAAGCAGUCGAGUUACUGAAGCUUCAACCGCUGCUUCUAGUCCAAGAAAUCAGUAUUCGACUCCACGUUCCGGAACAGUUGAAGAACUUUUCGAAUCUCCUAGUGAUAGUACGACAACGAAGACUGAACCGCAAAGGGACAUGUUGAAUAUUAUUCAAAACGCUAAUUCACAAAGUCGACCUGAGAAUAAUGUUAUGGACUUUCCGGACAUGCUCACACAUUAUGAGAAUGCAAACGGAAAUUCCCCGCUGACCUCGGAACAGCGCAGCAAUAUGCUUAAUAUCAUUGCUAGCACUUCAUCAGCUCCAGGUUCCAACAAUGCACUUGUGAGUCCGGCACCUCAGGCACCUGAUCUAGCACAAAUGGCCUAUACUCAAGCUGAGAUUGAAAACUUGAUGGGAUUACAACAACAGCAAAGUGAUCGUAUUGCAAGUCUUUCCGCAAAUCUUACACCUCUCAGUCCUUCGGGUUCUAUCCCUGGUGUUCAAGGCGACUCGUAUUUCAAUGGCGCUGAAUCCAUUGAUCCUCAGCAUUCACAUCUGGAUUUAGACAAAUUUUUCGAUUCCCAGGCAUUUUAUAGUGGAGGGAGUCCGGGAAAUCCGAGUUUCAACUUUGAUGAUUUUGGUAACGGAGUGGAUGGGAGUGGGUAUGGGGGUGGAGAAAGUCAUUUUGAUGUUGGUAUGGAUGGUGUGAAUGAUGGGAGUGUGAAUGGUACUGGAUCGAAUGGGAAUGGAGUGAGUAGGAUUGUCGAGACGGUAGCGAGUAGUGAGUCGACGAGUCCGGCGGAUGAUGGAAUGGGAGAUGGGAAUGGGAAUUUGAAUGGAAAUAGUAAUGGGAAUGACAACGCGAGUAAUAAGCGGAGGCGGAAGAUCUGA
Botrytis fragariae is the source of this 2259-nucleotide messenger RNA. RefSeq names its product putative heat shock transcription factor protein. Bases 1 to 2259 code for a protein of 752 amino acids. Lineage: Eukaryota; Fungi; Ascomycota; Leotiomycetes; Helotiales; Sclerotiniaceae. Gene Ontology annotation, molecular function: DNA-binding transcription factor activity; sequence-specific DNA binding. The record is from RefSeq and is a predicted model, not a curated record. Gene Ontology annotation, biological process: regulation of DNA-templated transcription. The transcript has 2 exons.